Anguilla anguilla (European eel) is the source of this 768-nucleotide messenger RNA. RefSeq lists its product as uncharacterized. The record is from RefSeq and is a predicted model, not a curated record. Lineage: Eukaryota; Metazoa; Chordata; Actinopteri; Anguilliformes; Anguillidae. The transcript has 6 exons. Gene Ontology annotation, molecular function: small molecule binding. Bases 1 to 546 code for a protein of 181 amino acids.
AUGACUGUCACAUUACUGAGAAUACUGGGGUCCCUGGUCUGCAUCCUGGCCACCAAUGCUGAUGUCAUGCCUCAGAAGGAUUUCAGUCUGCAAGCGAUUUCAGGGAAGUGGUAUUUGAUUGGCUUUGCCACCAAUGCCCAGUGGUUUAGAAAGGCUGACAUGAAGAUGGGGACCGCCCUCUUGAUGCCAACCACAGAGGGUGACCUUGACAUCUUCUACUCAAGCCUGAAAUCUGAUGGCUCCUGCUGGAAGAUGACUGACUUGGCAAAGAGAACUGACAUCCCUGGGAAAUUCACCAUUCACAGCCAACGCCGGGGUAAGGACAAUGACAUGCGAGUGGUGGAUGUGAAAUACGAUGAAUAUGCCCUGGUCCACAUUAUCAAUACCAAGGCAGGGGUAUCCACUGUGCUGAACAAGCUGUACGCUAGGAGAAAACAUCUCAGCCCGGAGGCGCUGCAGAAGUUCACACAGUUCUCCGUGGAGACUGGAAUCCUGCCGGAGAACAUUGCCAUCCUUCCGAAAAAUGAUGAAUGCCCUGUUGCCUGAAAGGAAAGCAGCUGCCCCAUCCACUCCCAAGUGGUUUACAUUCUUCACUUUGAAUCUUACUCGCUGCAUGGCUUUGACUGGAGACUUCAGUGCAUUACACCUGUCCUCAUAGUGACCUGCCGCUAUACUACUGGCCAGACAACUCGAUCCACAAGCUCGCAGGAAGCACCAUCACUAUCAUUUUCCCCCAACUGUAUCACCAAUAAAGCCUAUUUAACUUUC